AUCAGUAGAUACAAGAGCUCAUUCACGGUUCAGACGGAGAUAAAGCAGUUUCAUCACAUAUUCUAAUGGGAACUCAUGUGGUGCUAUGCAUGCAAGGGAGACUGGAUCCAAGCUUAUAACUACGCUGAUAUUCUGUUGGAAGAGAGCCUGUGGUCGAAGACUGUUUAUAUGCACCUGAAGGCAUCGUUCAGAGUAAUGGCCAGGCUUGUAAACCAAAAAAUAGUCAGGGAAGGUGAAGAAGGAAGAAAUGACACAGAAAGCUACAUGUUCAGACAUCUUCCAGAUUUUAAGCAGCGAAUCGCCGGACAGUCCCUUCCAUUUGAGAAUUUUGCCAUCCACAAGGCGAACAAGUAUUUUGAACAAAAUGGCCGCCUUUUUCUUCCUGGAGUGGAGCUUAUGUACAUAUGGAAUGGCUUUAAGGUCCUCAGUCAUAGACCAGACUUAGUUCAACCUCUGAUGAAACUAGUGGAGAAUUCCUUGCAUAAGCUUAAGCAAACAAAAGAUGAGAAUAAAAACUAUGUGGACGAUUACUGCUUGGGUAAACUACUGCAAGCCAUGUGUUAUCGCUGUCUGAACAAGAAAAACGAAGCUAUGGAAUGUUUGAGAAACUCUUUCAAUCGAUCAAAGGACUUGAAAAAGGAUUUCUACCUCGCUCCUUACACAUGCGCAGAGAUUGGGUUCUUGUAUCAGGACGAAGGCGACCUGGAUCGAGCUAAAGAAUACUUGGAACGGGCGAGGAAACAUCGAGAUCACAUGCUACAAAGUCUGCUUCACUUAAGAAUUCACGCAGCUCUUCAGGAGAUCGAACACAAUGGCAUGGGUAGGGACAGAUCACCAGUAUUACAUGAAAAAGAAUUCGUCCAGAAUGCACAGAACAAGCAAGGAACCGAGAGUAACGAAGACACCGCAGCCUCGGCUAACGACGAUGAUUUCUUCGAUGCCGAAGAAGACUGUGUACCAAACUUGUCUCGCCAAGAUUCCAAUUCUUCGUUUGAUAUAAUAUCUGACUUUGCUGAUGAAGUUUAGCGCGACACGGGAAAGGGCCUGCAAUAGGAAAAAAAUCCCGUGUAAGUUUUUAAUGGCUGC
This is a messenger RNA of Orbicella faveolata, 1086 nucleotides long. RefSeq names its product tetratricopeptide repeat protein 39B-like. Lineage: Eukaryota; Metazoa; Cnidaria; Anthozoa; Scleractinia; Merulinidae. Gene Ontology annotation, molecular function: protein binding. The record is from RefSeq and is a predicted model, not a curated record.